Haemonchus placei is the source of this 1242-nucleotide messenger RNA. NCBI's taxonomy places the organism in Eukaryota, Metazoa, Nematoda, Chromadorea, Rhabditida, Trichostrongylidae. The record is from the annotation of a GenBank genome assembly.
AUGGGAUCGUCAAGCCGAUCUGGAGGACGGCGUCCACCUGAUGAUCCACACGUUGGAAAGUACAAAUUGCUCAAAACCAUCGGCAAAGGAAAUUUCGCUAAGGUAAAAUUAGCCAAACAUACAAUUACGGGUCAAGAAGUUGCUAUAAAAAUCAUCGAUAAGACUGCGUUGAAUCCAAGCAGUUUGCAAAAGCUAUUCCGUGAAGUCAAAAUAAUGAAGCAGCUUGAUCAUCCCAAUAUCGUUAAGUUAUAUCAAGUUAUGGAAAACGAGCAAACGUUAUACCUGGUUCUAGAAUAUGCAUCCGGUGGUGAAGUCUUUGAUUACUUGGUUGCGCAUGGCAGAAUGAAGGAAAAGGAAGCUCGAGUGAAAUUCAGACAGAUAGUCUCGGCGGUACAAUAUCUGCACUCGAAAAAUAUUAUACACCGAGACUUGAAGGCAGAGAACCUGUUAUUAGAUGCCGAUAUGAAUAUAAAAAUUGCGGAUUUUGGUUUUAGCAAUCAGUUUACUUUAGGCAACAAAUUGGACACUUUCUGUGGAUCCCCACCUUACGCUGCCCCUGAACUUUUCCAAGGAAAGAAAUACGAUGGUCCCGAAGUUGAUGUGUGGAGCCUUGGUGUAAUUUUGUAUACAUUGGUAUCAGGCAGUUUGCCUUUUGAUGGUCAGAAUUUGAAGGAGCUUCGAGAACGUGUACUACGCGGGAAAUAUCGCAUUCCGUUCUACAUGUCAACGGACUGCGAAAAUCUCCUCAAGAAGUUUCUCGUGCUGAACCCAGCCCGUCGAGGAACUCUGGAAACCAUUAUGAAAGACAGGUGGAUGAACAUCGGCUACGAAGACGAAGGCGAGUUGAAGCCUUAUGUUGAACCACCAAAAGAUCAAAUUGAUGAGGCGAGGAUAGAAAAACUUAUUCAGCUCGGGUUCAACAAAGGCAGCAUUCUAGACGCGUUAGAAAAGGAGAAGUUCGAGGAUAUCCAUGCGACUUACUUGUUAUUGGGUGAACGAAAGUGUGAGGUAGGACCAUUGGAUCAUUCGAAUUUUAUAAGCAUUCAUUCUUUUGCUAACAGCGUGAUGUUUUAUAGUAAUGCGAUUUGCUAUGACAUGCAUUCACAGAAACUUCCCAGUGUUACUAACCUCGCGCAAUGUUGUUGUUUAGUGUACUCAGUACAUCUACUUAACAUUCGCGUGAUAUUACACGUGACAAAUUUUGUAAUAAUAUUUAUUCGGGCAGAACUUACUAAGUAUUAA